Messenger RNA from Vairimorpha ceranae, 2049 nucleotides. Its product is annotated as dna replication licensing factor mcm4. The transcript has a single exon. Gene Ontology annotation, molecular function: ATP binding; single-stranded DNA binding; single-stranded DNA helicase activity. Gene Ontology annotation, cellular component: nucleus; MCM complex. The record is from RefSeq and is a predicted model, not a curated record. The coding region runs from base 1 to 2049 and encodes 682 amino acids. NCBI's taxonomy places the organism in Eukaryota, Fungi, Microsporidia, Nosematidae.
AUGUUUAUUGAAACAUGGAGUCUGUAUUUUCCAGAAGAAGAAUACACAGCAUUUAAUGAAGCUGUUUCUAUCAUUACGAAAUUUAAACAAGUUGUUGUUGAGCUGGUAAAACCAGAAACUGUGUUUAAAAGCAAAAUAUAUGAAGUAACAUUUGAAAACUUUAAAAAAGUUUUUUUGAAUGAAUUGGAAGACAACAAUAUUGAUUUAGUAAUUAACUGUAUUUCUUGUGCAAUUUCUGAAGUUUUAAAAGAUAAAAAUUUUGGUUUUAUAAAGAUUAUUACCAGAAUUACACAAUUUAAUAAGAUUAAAGAUAUUGAUGCUAUUAAUACAGAACAUUUGGGCAGAUUAAUUUAUCUUAAGGGAACGAUUAGCAGAGUAGGAUUUAAAAGAAUAAUUAUUUACAAAGCAUUUUUUGAAUGCAAAAAAUGUAAUGAAAUAUUAUCUAUAAACUUUCAAAAAAAUACAUUUAAGCCACCAACUAAAUGUCUGAAUGCUUGUAAAUCGAAAAGCUUUAAUUUUUUAUACAAUCAUCCGCAGAUAGUUAUACGGGAUAUGCAAGAAAUAAAAUUGCAAAGAUUUAAUGAUUUGACUCAUGAGUUUAAGCCGGAAGAGAUGAAUAUUGAUUGUGUAAUUUACGAUGAUUUUGUUGGUACUUUAGCACCUGGUGAUGUUGUUAGUUUGUGUGGUAUAGUAAGUGCAGAAAAUGAAAGCAAUAGUCUUUAUAAACUUGUUGUACAAGUUAAUAACUUAGAACAUAUAAAAAACAAAAGCUUAUAUGUAGAAGAGUUGGAUUGUGCAGAAGAAGACUUUAGGGAAUUUAAAAAAAUUUCUAAAACGAAAAAUAUUGUUGCAUCCCUAAUUCAUUCAUUAUAUAGUACAAUUUAUGGCCAUGAUUUGAUUAAAACCGGAUUGUUACUGUCAUUGUUUGGUGGAACUAAAAAAUACGUAGGACACAAUGAGAUCCGAUCUGAAAUUCAUACCUUAAUAAUUGGAGAUCCGGGAUUAGGUAAAAGUAAAAUGUUACUAAAUUCAUGUGGAAUUUUACCAAAAAGUACUUAUGUUAGUGGAAAUCUUACUACAACAGCAGGAUUAACAGUGUCAAUUGCACAUGAUCCUAUUUCUGGGGAUUAUAUGGCAGAUGCAGGUGCUUUGGUUGUUUCAGAUAAUGGACUGUGUUGCAUUGACGAAUUUGAUAAAAUUGAUGAUCAUUCGGCUCUUUUUGAAGCCAUGGAAGAUCAAAAAGUAACUGUUGCUAAAGGUGGUGUUAUUUGUAGUGUACCAACAAGAUCCACAAUAAUAGCUGCAUCCAAUCCUAGAUUUGGACAUUUUAACCACUCCAAAUCUGUAAAAGAUAAUUUAAAGUUUGAUAAUGGCCUAUUAUCCAGAUUUGAUUUGGUUUUUAUAUUAAUUGAUAAUUUAAAUGAAAAAGAAAAUUAUGAAAUAUCAGAUCAAAUAUUAAAAAGAAGGCAUUUAACCUCUUCUUCAAAUUCAACAGAUUUAAAUAAGCUUAUACAAAACAUAAAAACAGAUAAAUUUACCAAGACAUUGUGUAAAACUGAUAGUACAGUUAUUUAUUCGAUGGAUAUUAUAAAGAAAUACAUAGCCUAUGCACGUUCUAGUGUCUUUCCGUGUUUAAAUAAUUUGGCAAAAGAAGAGUUAAAAAAAUAUUAUUUGACUAUCAGAGAAAAAAAUAAUGCAACGACAAGAGAUUUAGAAUCAUUAAUAAGAAUUACUGAGGCACGUGCUAAGAUGGAACUUAGAAGUAUAUGCAAUAAAAGUGAUGCUUUGUUUAGUAUUGAUUUACAUAAGAGAUUGCUAGAGACUGAUAUGAAAAAAAUAAAAAAACUUAAAACUAUAAAAGAAUUUAUAGAUCUUUUAAAAAUAGAAUCAGGAAAAAAAGAUGAUUUGUUAUUUGUUAUUGAUGAAAUUAAAGAUUUAUUCGACACUACAGAAAUUAAUAAAUCUUUUAAUGAAAUUUUAGAUCAAUUAAACUACCGUGGUGUCUUAAUAAAAAAAUCUGAUAAAAAAUAUAAAUUAAUAAUGGAUUAA